Molecule: messenger RNA, 1166 nt
Organism: Manis pentadactyla (Chinese pangolin)
Lineage: Eukaryota; Metazoa; Chordata; Mammalia; Pholidota; Manidae
Gene: MRAP
Product: melanocortin 2 receptor accessory protein
Exons: 4
Coding region: 366-728 (120 amino acids)
Biological process (GO): regulation of adenylate cyclase-activating G protein-coupled receptor signaling pathway; protein localization to plasma membrane
Cellular component (GO): endoplasmic reticulum; plasma membrane
Molecular function (GO): corticotropin hormone receptor binding; signaling receptor regulator activity; type 3 melanocortin receptor binding
Source: RefSeq, a predicted model, not a curated record
UCAGCUGAGCCGUACCGUGUGGUCACUGCACCAACGUGGUAUUUUUCACUCUCUGGAAAUUGAAGCAGCAGGAGGUCCGACAGUCAGUGUUGCCAGCUCCGCUUCUGAUGACCACCGCUGUCGGUUGCCCACCUGCCUCAAGCUGGAGUGUGUGAUCCGAAGUCCAAUCGCACGCCCAGGGGAUUUGAGGAGAAAGCGCUCGCAAGACAGAAGGAACGACCCAGAGAGCCACACAGCUAGGAGGAGCAGGCAGGCCUUGAGCCUAGAGACCCACGGACACACUGCGAUGACUACAGAAAUCACUUAGGCAAUCUCCGCAUAGGGCUUCCAGCAGCUCUGAUGUGCUGCCUCCUGGCACUGUGGACAUGGCCCACAGGCCCAACGCUUCCGCCCUGGACUAUAGCUACGAGUACUACCUGGACUACUUGGACCUCCUUCCCGUGGAUGAGAAGAAGCUGAAAGCCAACAAACACGCGGUUGUCAUUGCCUUCUGGGUGAGCCUGGCUGCCCUCGUGGCACUUCUCUUCCUCUUCCUGCUCUGCAUGUCCUGCUCAGGCUCCGCACAGACGAGGAACAAUGUUCAGGACCAACGAAAGCGCCCCUGGAGCCCUGGCCUCAACUGUCCCCUCUGCCUCCGGAGGCACCUACUGCGCACAGGGCACGUCGGGGACCCGGCGGGCUCCACCCAGCUCGGUGGAGGAACCAGACAGCAGAGCACCCGGCCCUGAGCAGCAGCUGCAGCCAGGAGCCCCUCCGCCUCUCCCGCCGCUGCCCCCAGCCCAAGGCUGCUCUCCUUGGGAACUGGCCCUGGAUGGGGGCCUCAGAGCAUCAGCUGACUUCAGGAACAAGCCCAGAGAGCGUCCCCGGGGAGACAGAACCUCUCCCCAUUGUAGAACUAACACCAGCAAACUAUGGCCAUUGCUGAGUGAACCGGUGAACGAGGACCCACCUGGACACAUGCGUGUGCUCUGAAAGCCUGUUUACAUGCUGCAGAAAGUGCACCUAGGUCAAGGUCUCUACCGGGUGGCGUGUGAUUGACAUUUUACCCAGAGCUUGUAAUAAUAGCCCACAGCAUAGGCAGUAGCUGCCAAUAUUGCUGGUUUUAUUAAAUGCACCCAACCUGCUUACUUACUGCUUAUGUUUGCUUUGGGAAGGAUAGAAAAAUA